AUGCGGAUUAAUCGCCUUUCCCCCGCCGUCACGCUUCUUUUGCUCGCUUUGGGCUCAUCUGCGCUCGAAAGCCCUUCGGACGGCCUCACCGACAGCACCUUGCCCUAUGGCAAAACACCAUCAGCAGGAUCCUCCGAGGUCCACUCCAAGGCUUCUCCCAAAGGGACGCUGGACGCCCCAGUUGAUGGACUAGAUGGGAAGCCUCAUGACGGGCCCUGGGUAGAGACCGGCGCAGAGCGCGAUAGGAAAAGAACCAAGGCUGACGGCACCGAAGCCUUGACGACGACGAACAAGGCCACAGACAGCGGCGAGAAGACAGGCUUCGAGGGACAACAUAUCCCACAUUCCAACGCAGGGGUCAUGGACGAUCCCGACAGAGUAGGGCCGAAAGAAGGCACUAGAGGCACAGAGGGUGGAAUGACGGAAAAGACAAAGGACAAUAGACUACUCAAGGAAAAGGUUCCUGAGACGCCCAAGGAAGCACGCCCACUGCCUCACAGCGAGCAAGAAAAAAUCCCUUCCCGAGAAGGUACCGCCGCUGACAAUUCAGAUUCAAAGACUGGCCAGAAGCUGCUAGAGAAACCCGACGAUCUUCCAGAUCGCCCCCAUUCUAUUCCCCAUCCCAAAUCUCCUGCCGGUACCUAUGAUGAGACUCUCGAUUUUGAACCUCGGCCACCCGGUCGAAAGCCUUUUGGAAAAGGCGGCACCCAUGCCCCCAGCACGGGUUCCACCCAGGACAACGUCAUCAGUCCUAUCCAUUCUCUUUUUAUCUCUCUCACCAUGAUCCUGUUUUCUGAAGUGGGCGACAAAACCUUCCUCGUUGCUGCGCUUAUGGCCAUGCGACACCCUCGCUUGGUCGUUUUCUCCGCCGCAUUCUCGGCGCUGAUUGCCAUGACGGUGCUCUCUGCUGUCCUCGGACACGCAGUUCCCACGCUCAUUCCUGCGUCCAUCACCAAGUUCGCCGCGGCUAUUCUUUUCCUCGCUUUUGCUGCCAAGAUGUUCAAGGAAGGUCAUGGCAUGUCGCCGGACGAGGGUGUGGGUGAAGAGAUGAAAGAAGUCGAGAUGGAGCUAGAAGAGAAGGAACAUGAGCAACGACGUCUGAACCGCAACCAGUCGAGUAUCAGUCCCUACGCAUUAGAGGCUGGCCGUGCCGGCCGCACGCGAUCAACAAACCGUAUUCCAUCGCCACCAGCCAGCGCUUCGUCUGCAUCGUCUCGCGAAGUAUCGCCAGAGCGCGGUUUCACGCUCAAAACCGUGACUGCUGGAACAAGCAACCUCUUUUCACUUCUUCUCAGCCCAGCAUGGGUCCAGACUUUUAUAAUGACGUUUCUGGGAGAAUGGGGCGAUCGUAGCCAGAUUGCGACCAUUGCCAUGGCUGCUGGCCAGGACUAUUGGUGGGUCACCAUUGGAGCGGUCGUUGGACAUGGCAUCUGCACCGCAGCUGCUGUCAUCGGCGGUCGUGCUGUUGCGGGCCGAGUGAGCCUUCGAGCUGUCACGCUGGGCGGAGCAUGCGCAUUCCUCGUCUUUGGGAUCAUUUAUUUCAUCGAAGCGUUAUAUUGA
Messenger RNA from Talaromyces rugulosus, 1560 nucleotides. RefSeq lists its product as uncharacterized. Lineage: Eukaryota; Fungi; Ascomycota; Eurotiomycetes; Eurotiales; Trichocomaceae. The record is from RefSeq and is a predicted model, not a curated record. The transcript has 3 exons. Gene Ontology annotation, biological process: calcium ion transmembrane transport; Golgi calcium ion homeostasis; manganese ion transmembrane transport. Gene Ontology annotation, molecular function: calcium ion transmembrane transporter activity; manganese ion transmembrane transporter activity. The coding region runs from base 1 to 1560 and encodes 519 amino acids. Gene Ontology annotation, cellular component: fungal-type vacuole membrane; Golgi apparatus.